Nasonia vitripennis (jewel wasp) is the source of this 9058-nucleotide messenger RNA. It is a transcript of the gene nrm, whose product is annotated as hemicentin-1. NCBI's taxonomy places the organism in Eukaryota, Metazoa, Arthropoda, Insecta, Hymenoptera, Pteromalidae. Bases 558 to 4529 code for a protein of 1323 amino acids. The transcript has 19 exons. The record is from RefSeq and is a predicted model, not a curated record.
CGGUAGUGGCGCUCGGCGCAGGCGCUCGACUAGACUGGCGGGUAUACGGUAUCAACGGCGGAGACUCGACUGUUCCGCCGGCGCUGCGCGCAUCAGUUUCGCCGAGUCCGCGGUGCGCGCACGGUGUGCCCGUCGUCGUCGUAGUCGUCGUCGUCGUUGAGAACACGUCGCUCGUCGCGCCUCGAGUUAACUCUCCUCUCGCGGGCCAGUGCACUGCUCGUAGCGCCGCGCGGUAUCGCGUCCUCGUCGUCGUCGGGGAGGCGGCUGCACGUGCUCGCGAACACUACAUACACACACUGACGCGUGCGUAUGAUGGCUGAUACUCGGAACUGACAGCCAGAAGCCGAAAAGAAAAUGCGCGACGAGGAGUUUAGCGGAUCAUCCACGCGGCUCGAGUGUAGCAGCAUCAGCUGAAGUGUGCAGUUCGUCUUGGUGUCGCUGUCGCUCCUACGCACGCAAGCAGGCAGUUGUUGUUGUUGUUGUUGUUGUUGUUGCCGCCGUCGUAUAACUCGAGGCGAGCUCGUCCGUUUCGCGGCUGAUAUCGAGGAGCAGGAGGCAUGGCCGAGUGGUGCGCGAGAAGAGCCUCGGCCAUGGUGCGACGGGGCAGGAGGAGACUGGAACAACGAGCCGAACUUCUCGGGAUACUCGGCCUGCUGCUCGUCGGGGCGCAGCUCGUCUUACUGCCGACCGGUGUACAAGGAAGCGGCGAGGCGUGGCUGAAGAGCGAGAAGCACGGCGAGUUCGGCACGGAAAUCCAGCUGCCCUGUAUACUCAAGCUGCCCCAGUGCAUCGGUCUGCACAGCAUCAAGUGGUACCAAGGCAACGACAGGAUCUUCGUCUACAGCGCCGAGGGAGAGAUGACUCUGGCCAACGAUCUCGUCGCAUCCAGGAUGAGUAUGAUAGUGCCGAAAAACAACAUGACCAAGUCCUAUCUGAAGAUCUCGAACCUGACUCUCGAGGACGAGGCCCUGUACAAGUGCGAAGUCACCUAUCUGGCUGUCAAUAGGGAGUGCAAUAACGUGCAACAUAUCACCCUCAACGUCACAGUUGCGCCGACUUCAGUGAGGGUCGUAGAUGAGAGUACGAAGCAAACGCUGGAAGACGGCCGAGUACUGGGCCCGGUAAUUGAGGGCUCACCGAUAGCAUUGAGAUGCGAGAGCGGCAAAGGCAGACCGGUACCGACAGUCGAGUGGUAUAAUGGCGAUGUGCGGCUCGAAUCUAAAAGUUCGGAGGAGCUUGAGGAGCAGAAAAUCGGCACGGGAAGCGGUACGCUCAAUCUCGUGGUCGCACGCAGCGAGCUUGGAGCCACCUUCACCUGCAAGGUUAGCAGUUUGGCCCUGCCGGAGCCGCUGAAAAUCGACAUCAAAUUGGACGUCCACGUGCGGCCGAUGAAAAUGGGCAUAUCCGGAGUGCACGGCCACGUCGUCCAGAACUCGAAGGUCCUGCUGCAGUGCGUGGUACAAGCAGCCCGGCCACCGGCCAACGUCACCUGGUACAACGGCACCGAGGUUCUCCUCAGCAACGACAGCCGCAUCGACAUGUACGAUAUCAAGUUCGACGACAACGACGACGGUACGACCCAGACGACCAGCUUUCUCGCCUUCACCGCCUCGGAAGACGACAAUGGCCGGGAGUUUAGCUGCGCAGCCGUGAAUUCGGUCAUGCUCAAGGAGGGCAGCAAGCCCAUGAAAGAGAACUUAAUCAUGGAAGUGAUGUAUCCCCCGAUCGUGCGAAUGAAUCCGAGCAACAUAACCGUCAACGAAACCGAGGACUUUCAAUUAUUCUGCGACUACGAAGCGAAUCCUGCCACUCUGACGAGCGUCGUAUGGCAACGAGAUGGUAAAAACUUGAUGCUGAACGAGGACCGUUACGAGGGCGGCACCGGCGAUCUCACAUCGCUGCUGGUUAAAAACGCCACCGCCGACGACAUCGGCAAAUACUCCUGCAUCCUGGAAAACGCCGUCGGCAACUCCAGCGCCAGUUCCCAAAACGUCUCUAUCGAUGUCUCCGUAUUGUUCCGUCCAACGGUGGAGGUAACGAUGGAGCCGGACAUGGCGAUCAACGAGGCAGCCCGCAUGAACGUCUCUCUAAGCUGCGACGUGGUCAGCGGCAAUCCAGGCUUCCUUCGCGCCGUUCGCUGGUACCUCGACGGCGACCUGCUCAAGGAGCUUCCCGACUGUUCCCGCAACGCCAGUGCCGAGGAAUUCUGCGACAUCGAUCCGAGCAAGUUACUACUCGAGUCCGUCGGACGCUCCUUCCACGGCAACUACUCGUGCGAGGGCCGCAACGAUGCUGGCUGGGGUCCAAUCUCCCCCAACACCCCCGUCGUUGUACACUAUAAGCCGGGACCCGCAUCGAUAUCGUACGAGCGGAGGCGAGUCGUAAAGAAGAUGCCGCUGAACAUUACUUGCACGGUCAAGGAUCCGGGCAGGCCAGCCGCCACGGGUUUCAAGUGGUUUCGCGGAUCCUACCGCCUCACGGAGGAGAACGAGGCGGUCUAUCGGGUGGAGAAGGCCCGGCUGGAGAAUCGGGCCAACAUCACCUGCCUCGCGUAUAACGAGGCUGGCGACGGCGACCCCGACACCACCUUCGUCGACAUCUCCACUCCGCCCGCCUUCAUAAAGAAGCUGCCUCAGCUGGUCGGCUUCGUGUACAACGCGACGAACGUCAGCCUGAACUGCCACGUCGAAUGCUCGCCCAUCUGCGACAUCGUCUGGAUGAAGAACAACAAGACGAUCGACUUCGUUCGCUCGAGGCAGUAUCAGCUGCAGAACGUCCAGGUCGCGCCCAAACUCAGCACCGACGACUUCGAGAGCGUCAAUUCGUCGCUGCUCUGGAAUCUGACUGCCUGGCCCGGGGGACAGCUCGAUCGCGUCGCGGAUAACGACGUAACUUUCACGUGCAUGAGCACGUCCAACGGUAUUGGCCCCGGCGUCGCCAGCACCGUCAAGAUCGAGGUCUACUUUCCGCCGGAAAGCCUGACCAUCUCGCCGAAGGUGGUGAACGUGGUGGUGGACAACAUACCGGCGCCGAUAGUGUGCAACGCGACAGCUCGGCCGGAUCCCCAGUACCGCUGGUAUCGCGAGGGAAAAAGCGAGAUAAUAUCCGAGGGGCCGGUCUUGCACUUCAAAACGCCUUUUCCCCGCGCCAGCCGCGGCACCUACGUCUGCCAGGCGAACAACAAGAUCGGCAGCGCCAACAUCUCUACCUACAUCAACGUCCAAUACAAGCCCGAGUGCCAAGUUGAUAAGGAGGUAAUGGACGGGAAGGAUUACGUCGUCUGCAGCGCCGACGGCAAUCCCGCGGAGUACGGCUUCAAAUGGUCGCUGAAAAGUGACAACGACACGAUCGAACAACUGCCGAUCAUAUUGAACGGCAAGAGCUACCUACUACUCGACGACUCCGUAUCUAAUCCGAGGACCUACGUCUGCGUCGCCAAUAACAGCAUCGGACAGUCCAACUCAUGCGAGCGCCACGUUCCUGCUCACCAAGGACUUGAUACAAGCAUCCCCUGGUGGCUGAGGCUCGACGGUGACCUACUAGUUAUUGUGAUUGCCGUGACGGUUAUCAUUAUACUCGUAAUCAUCGUGGUCUGCGUCAUCAUCUUCCUCAUGUGCAGGCGCAAGCACAGCAAGCUGAAAUAUCCCAGCCAGGUCGCAAAUAGCAACCACAUGGACAGCGUUUCGGAAGGCCUGUCCGAGCCGGAGACGAAGACCUUCUACGAGAACCUGCCCUUCCACGGUAUCCAGUCGCCGCCGAACAAGACCAACAGUAUCUACGACUACAAAGAGCACUACCAACAGCAGCAGCAGCAGCAGCAGCAGGAGAUGCAGCAGUACGGCUACCCGCUACCGAGCAACAGCUCGAGCCAACUAACACUGCCCCUGACGCGCAGCCUCUACCACUCGUCCUCGGUGGUCAGUCCUCUGCAGACCUCCUACGUCCACGCUAACAGUCGACUGUCCCUCAACACAGCGAGUCUCGCGACCUCGAAUCACCUGCAGCAGCAGCAGACGCUGCAGGAACACGCGACCGCCAACACCUUACCCUUUUCCCUCAUCCAGCAUCCAGGUGACGCCCCAGAUCUCACCUACGAUCGCUACCAGCAACAGCAGCAGCAACAACAGUCCCGAAGACACUCGAACUCGAGCUCGAGGAGCCGGAACGAGAGGCGGAAGUACCGCAACAAGCACGAUCGCAACGAGCGCAAACAGAAGCAGCAACGCCAGCAGCAACCACAGGCACUGAGCUCCUCCUGCGAGACCAGUUUCGAGCGGAUGCAGCAGGAGCUCGGCGUGCCCGAGAGCUACAAAAUCUCCUACCCGCACUACUACGAGGACACCCUCAACGACUGCCCGGCUGGCAAUUAUCCACGGGAUCGCGAGGCCAACGAGUACGACGUCGCCCUCUCGGAUAGCCAGUACGCCGAGCAGCAGCAGCAGCAGCAGCAACACAGUUUGACGAAGAAUCGCAAGCCGAUCAAGAGCCGUUCAAGCCGGAGUUCUCCGAUCUGGACUACGCUGACGUAGACUACCGCUCGUACGGGCCCAUCAACUACAAGGCUGCCAGCAUCGCCCUGCUCCAGAACCGCAACAAACCCCCGCAGCAGGAGCGAAUGCCCCAGAUGUACGGCGUCUCCGACGACAGCGAGGAACUCCUCUGAGGACAUCGCGCUGCCCGUAACACUUUUAACCCCCUGAAGUGCCAUCUCGUAAAGUAGUGUCUGCGUAUGUGUGCGCGUGCGAGAGUCUAUAUAUACAUGUGCAGCGAAUCCGUCGAUACGUAUACAGAUAUAUACGCUACUGCUGAGAGUCGAAGAGAGAAAGAAAGUGAGAGAAAGAGAGAGGGUUGCCUGAUGGAGUACACGACGAUUAUUAUGUACACAUAUAUAUUACAUUUUUUACCACGUUAUAUAAAUGAACGAUGGAAGGGCGUGUCGUAGAGGCACGCGUUAUCGGGGCGACUGGAUUCGACGCGUUCGUUUGAUAUGUGCGCAUUUUUUGGAUGAGUUAUCGUAAAUAGCUACGCCGCUGCGUCGCCGGGAUGAGCGGAGCUUUAUCGUACUUUUUUACCCGUUGAAAUCGCCUAAUUUCGCUCGAUGAAAAGCUUUGAAUAAAGGCCCAGAUGAAACAUAUUCACAUCCCCGCCACGACGAACUGCGCGUUAUCCCGGCGACUCCGCAUCGUCGACAUAUUCUAAAGUUACACACACACACACAAACUGUCCGCCGCGCAUGUUCUUGUCCCCGGCGCGCUUUUGUACAGGAAUUUACCUCGAUAAAAAUAAACGAGAUUACAAAGAGAGCCCCGUGAAAUAGGAAGGAAGAAUCGGCCUCCUUGCUCUCCGGGUAUUUGUCACGGAUUUAUCGCGGCUCUCGCCAGAGAUCCAUCCAUUAAUCACUCGCGGAGGCCUGCGCAAUCGAGCGAUCCUUAUCGCCCCCCUCCACGCCACCGCGACUCGUGCUCUCGAGUUUUCUUUUACAACGCGGUUAUUAAGGAAACGCCUAUAUAUAGGUACUACGCCACUCGAGAGUUGUCAUAUGCGCGUACGUCGUUACUUUGUCGUCGGCGGCUUUUUUUCUUCUCCUACUAUAACUAUAAUGAUAUAUAAUACUCGUACGCCCUCGUGCCAUCGCUUUCAUUAAGUGUGUCGUGUUUCACUGUGUGACAUCAACGGCCUAUAAAAUACGGCCUGCGUAGAGUUAUUACGGAAGAACUGCAACUGCCCUAUAAUGAUAUUUCACAAUACUCAAAAGUACAAAAUGUUCGAUAUCGUUGUUGUCGUGUCAAUGCCAAGUAGACGUCACCGAAAUGAGAUUAAAAAUAUAAAAAAAAAAAAAAAAAAAAACAAUUCGGAGAAAAAAAUACGAACAGCACAGCAAAGUAACGACAUGUGCACGCGUGUCAUUGGAAUUCGCGUCGUGUGUCCCCCUGUUUUCGUUACUCGUUAUCGCGGACGACGCUCGAAUUGUGCUCUGUAACUAUAUCUGUAACUAAUGCUAAUUGUAACUCUUAAGCCGACUACUAAGGCCUGUACAGUGGAUACCAAAACGACGCGUUGCGCACUACUAUAUUAUAUAGCGGUAUGUAUAUUGAAUAUAAAGAAAAAAAAGUCAAGCGCCAGUAAAUAUUGUACACAAAGCGUGUCUCGAAGAAGCGAGUUUCGGAUUGACAGUAUAUCCAUAUAUAUAAAUAUACUUUCGUUGUCUAGAGGAGCGUCGGCAGACACGGAGCUAUUAUUGUUCGAUUUCGUUUAAUCGGUCUCGCGCACGUUUCAAAGAGAUUAAAACGCGAGAGGAUUACUCUUAGUGGCGGCUCGUAGACGAAGUUUUACGCAGGUCUCAGCGAUCCCGAGGAUAGACGUAAAACAAGGCUCAAGGCGAAUGUCCUGCUUGCUGUAUAUUGGCCGGCAAUAUCACGUAAAACGUUAAAAGCGCGAUAGUGGGGUGUAUAUCAUUUUUAGGGUACUUAGGAAAAGAUGUUAACUGUUUUAGGAUGUAAAUUUUUCAAACGUUAUUGUAGACCGUAAUUCGUUAUGCGUAUUCAUAUACGAGUAGUAUACUAUAUUAUUAUCGUCAUUCGAAAUUUAUAUUUUUUACCAAAGCCAAAUUAUACUCGUUCGGAUUUAUAUGAUAUACUCGUAUGCACGUUUUCAAAUUGAAGCACACGUUAUACAUCCAAAGAUUGCGUUAGUUGUUUAAUUUUUAAUUAGAGUAGGAUGUUGAGAGAUUAUUUCCCACCGUAUUAGCCUUAAAAAAGUAAAGAAAAAAAGUAAUAUGUUAAUGAGGCGCUCACCUCGAAAAGAGCACUUUAGGUACGUCGUAUAAAACUCGCGAUCUUCCGUCCGAUUGAAAAAACGUCUAAAAGCACGAGCAGAACGUAUAUCUCUCCCUUCUCGUCAGUCGCACAGUGUCAUGGGAGUGAAAGCUCAAUGUUAUCUCGACACAUUCAAAGGCUCGUCUGCGGUUACUUUGCCUCGCUUUUUUCAAAGUAUCCGAAUCAUUUGCAUACAAGGUUCGAUUGUUAAAAAAACGCUUUAAACACCAUGACCUCGACAACGGCGGCUAAAUAUUUAACGAGAAAGACAAGACAGACGAGAUAAGAAAGGAAUUCGCCUUGAGAGCGAUGCGACGUCGCAUCGUUGUUGAACAUCCAAUUAUUACCGGUUACAAACAGGGUAAAAUAAAAAAAGAGAGGAGAAAUUACGAGUUAAAAUGGAAAUGAGAAGAAAAGUUCGCGAAUCGUCAUUAUUCCUUUUUCUUCCUCCUUCUUUUUUCGCAAAAUAACGUGCAAGGAUUAACGUCGCGGCGGGGAGCGCGCGUCUCGAGUGUCCUCGAGUCCGUUAGCGCAGCGGCUUGAUUCGCCGCUAGCUCGGGGUAGCUUUUUUUUUAAAUACGGCCCUUUUUUAUUUCUCCUCCCUCGUAGCCUCCUCAUAAACCAGAAGAGGGAGAGGUUCUCGAGUAUCGCGCGCCAGCCCGCCCGCGGAUUAUUAAAGUAAAUGUUAAAUAUAACGCGCGCGCGGAAACGAUUGCUAUUACCCUCGUUUUUAUUUUCAAUCGAGACGCGAUAAUUAUGUAUAAAGGAAAAAAAUGUAUAUUUUCUUCUUCGUUAUGACGUAUAAAUAUAUAUGUAUAAAAAGUACACACACACACGCCAACAUUAACAGACACACACGUACCGCCUGUAUACUCAUUGAGGAUGUAUAUUCCGGGACGAUUCGAGCGAUAAUCGCGCCUAUAUAUACGUAUAUACAUAUAUCAUUUCCUAGUUAACGUUCAGCGUUGUAAAGUACGAACUUGUUGAUAAGGGCGCAGCGCGACGCGGAGAAUAAAAAAUUAAUUAAAACUGCUGAAGUGGCUGCAGCAGCAGCAGCAGCGAGUGCGAGAUUGUGCAGUACACGCGCGCGUUCGAAUGCACACGCCUCUUGUCUGUGAAUGUGUGUGUGUGUGUGUGUGUGUGUGUGUGCGCGCGCGCGUGGCUGGAGAGAAAGAGAGCGAAAAUUAUAUGCAGCGAAUAUCGGUGUGAAUGUGUGUGUGUUAGUGUGUAUGAAAGUCGAGCGAGGGCAGGAAAACGCCGUCAUCCCGGCGUUAAGAUUGCCGAGUUUAAACUGCGCGAAAAGCCGCAAUUAACCGCGACUAGUUAACUUUAAUAACUCGAAAAGCUGAAGCGUCCGAUAAGUAUGCGCACCGCCGCCGGCUGCCAACUCUUGGAUACAUAGCGCAUAGCGCGCUCUGUAUAUAAUAUAGCGAAGAAGAACUGUCCGCGAGAGCCGCUGCGACCCGUAUACAUAUAUACUGUGUACACUUAUGUAUAAUAUAUUUUCUCUCUAGCGCCGAGUUAAAUUGAAAAUAGAAAAAAACUGCGUUGCGAUGGAACGACUAUUUUAUGCACAAAGAAGUCCGCUUCUAUAAUAUAUCCUGUGUUUUCCGAGCUUUGUAUACGACGAUGAUUUUUACUGCGUAAUUUUCUCAUCCGCGCGUUAUUUUACUUGUUUUUUUACUUUUUCUAUACGCGAAUCUUCCGUUUUUAAUUAUACAAAGUCACUCGCUGCAUGUGUAGUAUGUUAUAUUCGUUUGUUAUUCGCUUUUAAUUAUUACAGAGAAGAGCGAUCUACAUAUAUUAUAUUAGUGUUUUUAUUUUCGUUUGUUUGACGCUUGAUCCCUUUCAAAGCAGAUCUCUCGGUGCUCCGCUACAUCGUUUCGUUUCUAUUUCUCGUAUUAUACGAAAGAAUUUAUAUGAUAUGUACACAUCUUCGUCCACGCGCGAGCGAAAGAGGCAUGGAAGAAUGGUUGCGUACGAGAGAAUAAAGAAAGCGAGCGAGAGAGAGAGAGAGUUCAUCGUGACGGACGUGCCAAAGUGUUAUGAAUCAGGUGAAACAAAAGGAACGUUUACUUUGAACCGGCGAAUAGUGUGUCAUGUCAUUUACUAAAGUAUACAAGGAGAGAACGAGGAGAUAAAGAUGAUUAAAAAAAAUAAUAACCUGUACAUGCAAUUAAGAUGUAAUAUUUUAAUAAACAGAACUGAAAAUAAAUGUUAUGACUAGAAGGCGACAUUAUAUA